AAAGGAGAGGCAAGAGACACAACGCCAAUCAACAAAAUCGCGCUCGUCUGCAUCUCUUCUUUCUAUGUUACUUACGACACAUCGCGUGCCAUUGGCAAAGAACUGGCAAUUGCAAUGGAUUCCAUGACAGGGGAUCAAAUUCAGGCUCUCGCCAAUGAGCUGCCGCCACUGACGCCCAAAGGCUUGGGAUCUGCUGUGGAAGUUGUUGCCUGCUUGUUCGGUGCCAUCAGUCUCCUCGCCGUAUCACUUCGAAUAUAUGUUCGCUCAGGCUGUUCGGUCGCAUCUUCUAGACACUGGGGCAUUGAGGACUACCUAGUGUUAGCUGGUAUUCUACCCUUCAUUCCCGCCGUUGCCUUUGCUGUCCUGGCUGCUCGCUAUGGUGUUGGGAGCCAUGACGUCGACAUCCCCUCGCCGUUGUAUCUGAUCCGCGCGUCCGAAUAUCAAACCUACUGGGAGGUCUUGUACUUCAUCUCGUCAACGAUUAUCAAAUGCGCCAUUGGAUUCACCUGUGUUCGUGUGGAUACAAGGAAGCGAGUCACCAUCCCAUUAUACGUCAACAUGGCCACCAUGGUCAUUGUGGCCAUCCUUGCUCUGACCUUUGUCUUUGCAAACUGUGUUCCUGUUGCGGCAACAUGGAACCCAGCAUUGGGAACCUGCCAGGACAAGAUCAGCUUGCAGACUGUCAGUUAUAUCGUUUCUGUUAUCCAAAUGGUGACGGAUUGGGCAUGCGCUAUUAUCCCCUUCUUCAUUGUCGCCGGGCUACAAAUGUCGAGAAGAAGAAAGGUGUCUGUCAUUGCGAUUCUUGGGAUUGGUGUCACCGCAAGUAUCGCCACUUGCAUCCGUAUGCCCUUCCUGAAGUACUACGACACGAAAAAAUACCCCACUGAGAUAGGCUAUCAUCUCGGUGUCAUCAGCAUUACGUCAAACCUCGAGUGCAGCCUGGGUAUUAUCGCAUGCUCUUUGCCCCCCCUCAGGAAGCUGUUCAAAUUCUACUACGGCAAUUCUUCUCGCGACGCUCAGUAUAAGUAUACCCGAGAGAGCGAAAAUGCGCUGGGAUCUUCCGGUCCAGGGAUCAGACUCGAUUCGAUCAACAAGCACGAUCGACCUUUCCAUUCGGCAAAAGUCACCGCGUCAGGCUUUAGGGAGCUUGAGACGGAUGAUGAUGGCUCUAGCCGCAAGGGGAUCGUACGAAAGACGGACAUCUACGUCUCAUAG
Messenger RNA from Clonostachys rhizophaga, 1215 nucleotides. NCBI's taxonomy places the organism in Eukaryota, Fungi, Ascomycota, Sordariomycetes, Hypocreales, Bionectriaceae. The record is from the annotation of a GenBank genome assembly.